AUGGCAGACUCCAACAUCCCGAACGUCAACGAGAAGGAAGAUUCAACACCUCCACCGCCUGCAUCAAGCUAUCCAACUCGAGGUCGUAAUGGAGAAUACCAGUUUACCCUCCACACAGCAGACUUCAAUCUAAUCUCUCACAUCGGUCUCGGAGUCCUUUUCAUGAUACUUUCCACUGGCAUCGCAACCUACUUCCUCAGCUUCGGACGCACGAACUAUUUGGCCUUCGUCAUCUGGCUAUUGAAUCUCGCGCUACAGUAUAUCCUGAUUCUUAUCCAGCCUUUCCGUGAACUGAACAAUAGCUUGCGACCAUUGUGUACCUUCCAAAUGGUUUCACUCGUUAGCUAUUUCGUUACAACGGUACUUUGGUUCUUAGUUAUGGUGAAUUCGAAGGGUAACGCCUAA
Glarea lozoyensis ATCC 20868 is the source of this 405-nucleotide messenger RNA. RefSeq lists its product as uncharacterized. The transcript has a single exon. Bases 1 to 405 code for a protein of 134 amino acids. Lineage: Eukaryota; Fungi; Ascomycota; Leotiomycetes; Helotiales; Helotiaceae. The record is from RefSeq and is a predicted model, not a curated record.